Messenger RNA from Closterium sp. NIES-65, 2286 nucleotides. The record is from the annotation of a GenBank genome assembly. Lineage: Eukaryota; Viridiplantae; Streptophyta; Zygnematophyceae; Desmidiales; Closteriaceae.
AUGAUGCGGUACCCGGGUGAUAAGCGGGCGCAGAGCAGGCUGGUGUGCAAAGAGGCGCAUUUGGAGGCCUACCUGCAGAGCUGCAAAGAUCGGAUGCAAGUGCUGGCAGGCAUCAGGGUGGAAUUGAACGGGGAAGUACCAUCACCCUAUCUAUCGGCGAAAAUUAAGAUGAGGAAAAAACGCACGGUCAUACGGGAGUUAACGCACCAGGGCGCAGCUUACCUGGGGACGAAGAACGUGCUCAGAGCGGUGGCGGAACAUUUCAAGUUGGCUUUCAGCGAGAUCGAACCGGAGGAGGAGGUUGACUGGGAGACCUUUGCGAAGGGAGCGACGCUUUCAGACGCGGAAGUGGAGCGGCUGGCCGCGGAAUGGUUGGAAGCUGAGGUCAAGGAGGCACUAGAGUCGCUCCCAAAGGGGAAAUUUCCGGGGCAGGAUGGGUUACCUACGGAGUUCUUUGUCUUGCACUGGGAACUGCUUAAGACUCAUGUGAUGGAGUUCGUUCAGGAGUUUGCAGCGACGGCGAAGAUGCCGGGGAGUAUCUCAACAUCGGGUGAUGAAAGAGAUGGGGAGUUUCCGGAGAACUUCGUCAUGUGGACCAAAGGCCUGCACACGGAAGCCGGUACGAGGAUCAUCGUUAACGGUUGGCUGAGUGAUAAAGUGGAAAUGAACAGAGGUGUGAGGCAGGGCUGCCCCUUAGCGCCAUACCUCUUUCUUUGUGCCAUCGAGCCGCUCUGCAGAGACGUGCGACGAAGGAGGUUGGGGAUCGAACCGGAGGGGAAGGAGCCGUUGUCAUACGUGGAGUACGCAGACGAUACCUCUUUCUUGCUGAGUGGGGAAGGGCAGCUACGGGAGGUGGUGGAGGUCUUGAAUGUUUUUGGCAAGCAAUCAGGCAUGAAAGUCAAUUGCGAUAAGUCGGUGGUUGUGCCACUAGGCCGCAACAGGGGGACUCCGGCACUGGCGGAUGUCCCAUACAAAUGGUCGAAGCAGGAUGAGCCGGAACGGCUCUUGGGAGUGUGGAUCACACCGAGCGGCGACGCCAGGCCAUCCUGGGGGAGGGCUUACGAGAGGAUAAAGGAGGAGUUAGGAAGGUGGGAGUCGCAGUAUCUCACAACAACAGCAAGGGUGGCGGUCAUGAGCUGCUACGUACUGCCUGUUCUAAUGUUCCAAGCACAGGUGUACUCGCCGCCGGACAAGGUAUGGGAGAAGAUCAGGACAAUUUCCCACGCAUUUGUCUCUGCGGGGGAGGCCGUAGAGGAAAAGAUUUUCAUACUUUGGAGAGCGUACCUGGCGUACCUUCCGCGAAAGGAUGGUGGUUUGGGACAGUUGAACCCGAAGCUCUGCUUAGAUGGGCUGGCGGUGCGCAGAGUAGGCAAGCUACUGCAGGAGCCAGAGGGGGCACGGCGGUGGCUGGCUGAGAAGGCGGCGGGCUUCCCACAAGGCUGGGCGACUCUGCAUGCACACCCAUCGGCGACUAAACUUUGGCAAGCGGGGAGCGUAAGAUGGAAGGCAGCGGUGAAGAUUUUCUGGAAAUCGCCCUUUGCGGAGCUUCCGGCACCUGCAAACAGAUGGGAGGUAGAGGAGGAGCUGAUUGGUUUCAAGAGAAGGAUCAUGCAUAGGGGAGGAAGUCCCUUCGGUCAUCAGAUAGGCACGGCGGGGCUUAUCAAUUUGCGCAUUAAAGACUUGCUGACAGACGGCCCGGGGGGGCGCAGAUGCGUGAAGGCGGUGGAGCUGCUAACGCUGGAGCUAGGGAGCAAGGAAGGUGCUGGUAUGGCGCUUAAGGCCUAUGAGGCCAUGCCGUUGGAGAGGAAGGCGAUGGUUGAGGAGCCGGCGUCGGCAGAGGCGCAGGUUGCAACGCCGGGCGUGGUGAGAUACGUUCUGUGGGGGGAGCCAUCCGGGCCGCCCUGGGCGGUGAAGGGAAUCGACGGCACGCAGGCCAUCGUCUCGAGGUUCUUGCUCAAUGAUGAAGGAGGGUUGACGGUCCCAGGAAAGCCUAGCAAAGGGUGUUUCGAGGCGUGCAGGCUCCAGCCGCUGAUGGUCCAAGACAACAAACUAGUGGGACCGGUGGGGGACCCGAAGACGAGACUUAUUUCCGGGUCGGGGUUCUUCAUAGGUGGAGGGCUAGUGCCACUGCGCAAAGUACGGGCCAUACUAACUAAGACGACGGGCUGCUCAUGGAGACAGGCGGAGUGGGAGGAUGUGUGGGGCAAGAAGAUCGACUGGAAAAAGGCAAUCGAGACCCGUGACUCUAUUUGUGUCCCACUCAAGGCAAGGGAUGUGAGGGUCUAG